Brachypodium distachyon (stiff brome) is the source of this 1130-nucleotide messenger RNA. Its product is annotated as CEN-like protein 2. The record is from RefSeq and is a predicted model, not a curated record. NCBI's taxonomy places the organism in Eukaryota, Viridiplantae, Streptophyta, Magnoliopsida, Poales, Poaceae. The transcript has 4 exons. Gene Ontology annotation, biological process: regulation of timing of transition from vegetative to reproductive phase; inflorescence development. The coding region runs from base 106 to 627 and encodes 173 amino acids.
UGCGUCUUGAUACCUCAGCAGCACACACACAAUUGCCUAAGCUUCCAUUACGAGGCCUCGCACACUGAUCACCUCAGUUCGUUUGGGAUUUCAAGGCCUCUCGACAUGUCAAGGGUGUUGGAGCCUCUCGUUGUGGGGAAGGUGAUUGGUGAGGUGCUGGACAACUUCAACCCCACCGUGAAGAUGACCGCAACAUACAGCUCCAACAAGCAGGUGUUCAACGGCCAUGAAUUCUUCCCCUCGGCCAUCGCCGUGAAGCCGCGUGUCGAGGUCCAAGGAGGCGACCUUAGAUCCUUCUUCACAUUGGUGAUGACUGACCCUGAUGUGCCAGGACCCAGUGACCCGUACCUGAGGGAGCAUCUUCACUGGAUUGUUACUGAUAUUCCUGGGACUACUGAUGCUUCUUUUGGGAGGGAGAUGGUGAGCUAUGAGAGCCCAAGGCCAAACAUCGGCAUCCACAGGUUCAUCCUCGUGCUGUUCCGGCAGAAGAGCCGGAAUGCGGUGAGCGCUCCUUCGUCGAGGGACCGCUUCAACACCCGCCAGUUCGCCGAGGAGAACGACCUCGGCCUCCCCGUCGCCGCCGUCUACUUCAACGCGCAGCGCGAGACCGCUGCUCGCCGGCGCUAGCUAGCUCCAACAACGUCCUAGCUACUGAGUUACCUGAUCACGCGACAUGGAAAAACGAACAAACCAUUUAACUAGCUAGCCUUUCUCUGUUAGGCAUGCCCAAAAUGUCCAAAUAAAGACAGAACUGGCAAUUAAAUUAGCUGCUUUGCCUUGCUCGUGACAGCGUGUAUGAUGCGAGUAAAGCUGCUAGCUACACCAUUCUAGCUAGUACGUAAUCGUUGCACAUUUUAGCUAGUUUUUGUGAAGGUGACAAGAUGUUUGGAGAUACUGUUGCAGUGUUGAGUAGGCAAAGUGGAAGAUUUGGAGCAAUUAAUGGUUGGUCACGGAGUUACCUACGAGUCGGUCGAGUGGUGAAUGGAGGGAAAGAAAUGUGCAUGGCUAUCUCUCCUCUGACUUUUUUACCCAUGAUGGGUGGCGGUCUAGUUUGCGGAUUGAGUCUAUUUAGAGUUGUUCAUUUUCUUUCUAUGUAAUAAUUAAUUUUUAUCUCCUAUUUUUUUGGCUGA